Molecule: messenger RNA, 1934 nt
Organism: Gopherus flavomarginatus (Mexican gopher tortoise)
Lineage: Eukaryota; Metazoa; Chordata; Testudines; Testudinidae
Product: ribonuclease-like
Exons: 2
Coding region: 114-557 (147 amino acids)
Molecular function (GO): nucleic acid binding
Source: RefSeq, a predicted model, not a curated record
GGCUCUAUAUAACGAGGAUCAGGGUGAGCUUCAGCUCAGCAGAAGCUAGGAUCCAUCACUCUGAUGACAGCAAAGGAACAAGGACUUGGGUUGAUCUAGUGACAGACACGGCCAUGGCUAUGAGGGGACCCCACCCCUUGCUCCUGCUGCCCCUUGUCCUGCUGGUGGCCUGCCUGGCCCUGGCCAGUGGGCAGCCAUGUGUCAUGCAGAACAGACUGUUCAUUAUGCACCAUGUGAACUAUCCACGGACCCCAGUCCCCAAUCCCACAGCCUACUGCAACAUCAUGAUGAUGAGACGGGGAAUCUAUGGGAAGCUGAUCAACACCUUCAUCCAUGCAUCCAUCCCGUCUAUCAGCAACGUCUGCUUUUGGGGUGAGACACUCUUCCCAAGUGGUCUGCGCUGGAGUAACCAUCUCUUUGCCAUCACCACCUGCAUAUACAACGCAUCGACCCAUUCCUAUACCGGGACAUACCUUUCCUCGAGAAUUCUCAUCCGCUGCUGCCAGGGGGGCCCUGUGUACUAUGAGGAGCGGAUUUUGCUUCCACCCAGGAUAUAGAGGGCAGCCACAGGACCCUGCUAUUUCCCCUAAGCCCGGUCUGUCACUUUUACACAGGUCACGGCACCUGGCUCCUCACCAGCCUCUGAACACUGAUCAGAUUGUUCAGGCAUUUCCAUUCCUCAGCCUAGUCUAUACAAUAUAACCUCACCUCUGAUCCUCUGCUGCCUCUAGGGCCCAUUAAACAGUGUAGCCACUAAUUCCCCACCCCCACCCUCUGCUGCCCCCUAAGAUCCAUUAUUCAGGAUAGCCGCCCCUUCCCCACCCUCACUCUCUGCUGUCCCUAGUGCCCAUUAUAGAGCGUAGCUGCCCCUUCCUCCCCCCCACCCUCUGUUUCCCCUAGUGCCUAUUACACAAUAUCAUCACUCCUCACUUAUCUUGUACUUCCUGCUGCCAUAUAAUGGCCAUCUCAAAAACAUUUGUUUAAAUAAGAAAUAUCCACAAAUUUGACACUUCUGGUAUUGUGCAUUAAGUCUAACAAUGAGGAAUCCUCAUAUUCAUCAUGGUUAAGUAUUACUGGACACUUCAAUAUUUUGCCCCUUUCUGCAGUUCCCUGUGCUCCCUAAACUCCAUAAAGCCUGACACCUGAAAAGCAAUAACUGUGUUGUGUUAAAUUGAUGAUAGCAAGAACAUUCACCCACUGAACACUUAAGGAGUGUGCUGGAAAUGUGUUGUCAUAUUCAAAGGCUCCCGGAACAAGACAGGCACAAAUAUAAAUAGAUAGUGAGAGAUGGAUGUGUCAGGAUAGAUGGAUGGAGAGAGAGAAAUGAAUGUGUCUGAAAAUGGAUGGAUAGAGAGAAAGCAAUUUUUACACCAAUUUCCCAUGCAACCCCCAGUCUGGAUUCAGCUGUACCAGUAGAACCACGGAUCACACCAGUUUGUUUUAAUCUUCAUUAUUGACAGCCACUUGCCAUAGUAGUAUCAGCACCUUUCUAGUGGUAUUCAUUGCCAAAAAUGGAAAAACCCAAACUCUUGCUUUGGUGAAUCACAUGUUUCCUUACCUCAUGUUUCGAUUUUUACGUGGCUAUGGCUUAUGGCUGUUUGAAUCCUUUGGUUUAAUGAAUCUUGUGUGUCUCAAGUUAUGAUUCUUGUGUGUAUGUUUCUAUUUUGUGGGUGUGAGCCUUUUAAAUGUCUCAUCUUCUUCCUCAUGAGUGUUUGCAUCUUUUGUUGGAAGCAUUUGUCGUUUGGGUGGUUGCGCUUUUUGCUUUUGUUAGUCAGAACCUUCUCUGUGUCCGGGAUUGUUUCUUGUGUGUGUUUGUGUGUUCUGUGAAUACUUCGGUACUUUGCUCCAUGUAUCUCUUUCCAUAUACCGCCUUCCUUCCCUUGCCUAGACCCAACGGGGGACGAGGCCAAAUCUUUAACCCAACACAACCUGUU